AUGGGUUGGAUACAGUUCGGGAGUAAACCGCCAAGCGUAAAUACAGUGCUGGGAUCAUUGCUUCUGGCAAUCAUCUUUUAUGGGUUCUUCAUUGUCGUCAACAGAAUAUUCUUCGAGCCUCUCAGCAAAGUGCCGGGGCCGAAGCUAGCUGCAUUGACCAAGUGGUACGGCUUCUACUACAAUGUUAUUCGUGAUGGCCAAUACAGUCUAUCUUUUUCUUCACUUCACAAGAAAUACGGCUCCCCAGUCAUCCGAAUCGGCCCUAAUGCUGUCCAUGUCGAUGACCCCAGUUUCUACCAGGAAAUGUUUUCCAUGACAACGAAAUACUAUAAGGAGCCCGAGUUCUACAAAGCGCUCGGAGCAGAAGGAGCUAUGGCCUCAAUCCUAGACCCCAAACACCACCGCAUGUACCGGAACCACCUGCGACCACUCUUCGCCAGCCGCGCUGUGGAUGGAGUGGUACCUCGUUUGAUCCUUGAGCUCGAGAAAGCAACAUGCAUCUUUGAUAUGCACCGGAAGGAUCAUCGUCCGUUGAAUAUACAGGCACUGUAUCGCUCCUUUACGUCAGAUAUGGUAUGCGAGCUACUUUUUGGUGAAACUCCGGACUUCAUUGGCGACGGCAAUGGAUAUCAUCCAUUUGUUGCGGCACUGGAUCGGUUUACUGCGUUUUCCUGGCUCGUGGUCUAUUUUCCUUGGAUCAAGUCAAUCCAGUUCCACCUACCCUUUGGCCUUGGCGACAAGCUGGCCCCGGAAUUUAACGAUUUCAAACGACAAUGUGAAACCUGGGAGACAAAAGCCCAGGUCAAACGUGACUCAGGCGUGCAGGUAGGGCAAAAGAAUCUGUUUGACUACUACGCGGAGCUGGGCGCUGGCCCUGAGACCGCUGUGAGCGGCGUGGCUCAGCCUGUAGAGGAUGCUUUCAAUUUCUUGACGGCAGGCACCGAGUCAACAGCCUAUACUCUCUCUUCUACGGCAUUCCAUAUCUUGAAUAAUCCACAGGUCUUCAAAAAGCUGCGCGAGGAGCUGGAUGCUUCGGUGGACUUCAUACGGGAUGACUUCAAUGCGAAGCAGAUUCAGGCUCUACCGUAUCUGGGAGCCGUGAUCAAAGAGACCAUGCGACUAUCAACAGCGGUGCCGGGCAACCUUCCCCGACUGGUGCCCCCCGGAGGCGUCGCAGUGGGAUCUGUCUAUCUUCCUGAAGGUACUAUUGUAUCCUCCAGCCAUCUAUCAAUUAUCACAAAUGACACCAUCUUCCACGACCCUUACAAGUUUAAACCAGAGCGUUGGCUGGGUGAAGAAGGCAAGAGUCUUGAGAGAUGGCACGUCGGGUUCAGCCGGGGUCCUCGGAGAUGCAUUGGGAGCAGGUUAGUCCACCCCUAUAUCCUAGGCCGCACGGCGGAUUUUAUGCCAUGCAGCGCAAGCACUAACGAUAUCGCACGCAGCCUUGCAUACCUAGAGCUAUUCUGUGUCACAGCAUAUGUAUUUUCACGGUUUGAAAUGACGUUGUUUGAGACGGAUGAGAGCAGCAUGCAGUGGGUAGAUCGGAUUAGUGCACGGAAUAGGAAGGAUGUCCAAGUCAGGAUAUUGGCUGAUCGGUGGGAGAAGGAGGCGCAUUCCAUCGCCGGUGGUACUUUGUGCAAGGAAGAGUAG
This is a messenger RNA of Penicillium robsamsonii, 1650 nucleotides long. Its product is annotated as cytochrome P450. Bases 1 to 1650 code for a protein of 549 amino acids. The transcript is spliced from 8 exons. Gene Ontology annotation, molecular function: heme binding; iron ion binding; monooxygenase activity. The record is from RefSeq and is a predicted model, not a curated record. Lineage: Eukaryota; Fungi; Ascomycota; Eurotiomycetes; Eurotiales; Aspergillaceae.